AUGGUCAAGGAAAGGAAGAAAUUCGAGGGUCCUACCCGAGCCUUUGUUCUCGGUCUGAAACUCGCUGGCCUGUCCACUGCCCGAGUUGCAGCUCUCACCGGGGUUUCCACUUCCUCGGUCAAAGCACACUUCAGAUGCGCCAUGGAAGAAGGGUUUGAGAUUGAUGGCAUCAACCUCAUUAAGGAUGCCUCAGUGCUCGACGCCAUCAUUUCUGACAAUAUCACUUCCCCUCGCCGCACCAAGAAGACCGCCAAGUCCCCUUCCGUUGUCAAGGACCGCGAUACAAAGGUCGUCCAGCCCCUCAAGCACGAAGACUCCCCAGAGGUCGAAAGCCCUUCCGCUGGCAAAGGCAAGACACGCCCUCGCGACGAUGGCCCAGUGUACUCCGAUGAGGAGACUGUGUGA
Messenger RNA from Penicillium chermesinum, 405 nucleotides. RefSeq lists its product as uncharacterized. The transcript is spliced from 2 exons. Bases 1 to 405 code for a protein of 134 amino acids. The record is from RefSeq and is a predicted model, not a curated record. Lineage: Eukaryota; Fungi; Ascomycota; Eurotiomycetes; Eurotiales; Aspergillaceae.